AUGGAAAAGUUGCCAAAACAGUUUCGUUUGACCAUCACGCGAGGGCAGAACUUUCUGGAAUGGUCGAUGGAAGAAAUGUUAAACGCCUUUAAGAAGGAACUCGAACUUCGUAAAGCGCACAAUGCAGUGGGAACGAAUUCAGAUCGAGAGCAGGAAAGACACGAGCAGGAAAGACACGAGCGAAAUUCGGGUAAUAUAAAGAAAUAUGGCCAACAUCAUCAUGGAACUGCAGCAGCAUUGUUAGCAAACGAAAGGAGAGGAAACUGUGUAUUCUGCCUGAAGAACCACAACCAUGAAGACUGUGAGGGAGUGAAAGAUCCGAGGGCACGAAAGAGUUUGGCUCGUAAAUACGGUAGAUGUUUUCUUUGUUUAUUUAAGGGCCAUAGAGCCAGUAAUUGUACUGUUAAAAAUAGGUGUAAUGUUUGCAAUGGGGCACAUCAUGUUGCAUUGUAUGAUGCAAGCCCUAAAGAAGACGAUAAACGUGAUAAAACAGUCAAACCUGACGAAGAAUCUAAACAGGUCCCUGUUAAUACUAAUGUGCAUGUGACUAGUUCCAGUAGUAACUUGCAUGCGGGAACUGGUAGCCUGGUUGCCUUGCGAACUGCACGCGGGGUUUUAAGGGGUGAAAGGGUGGGUUCUCUUUGAUGCGGGAAGUCAUCGUUUCUUUGUUACUUCUAAAGCAGCUAGUCUUGUGAAUCCCAAGGGCUUAAGAAGGGAAUUGUUAGGGAUUAAUACGUUCGGUCAAAAAUGUACCAAUGCCGAGCACAGGGAGGUGGUCGAAUUAAAGCUUGAACCUGUUAACGGGAAUAAGGUUAUCUCCUUAGAAGCAUUUGUAGUGCCAGAAAUCUGUAGAAUACAGAAUAGCCAUGUAGAACUAGCAAGGAGAGAAUACCCACAUUUGAAAGGUAUACGGUUUUCAGAUGUCUCGAAGUGUCAGGGUGAGCUACAGAUAGAUGUGUUGAUAGGGGCAGACUACCUCUGGAAUUUUCAGACAGGUGUAACCAAGAGAGGUAAAUCUGGAGAGCCAGUUGCCAUAGAAACUGAGUUAGGAUGGGUUUUAUCAGGGCCUUUGAGAGUGCAAGAUAUAGAGGGAGCAGAAUUAGCUCAAGUAAAUUUUGUAGCUCAGACAAUGAAUAAUGAAGAUAGUUUGGAGAGUAAUGUACAGAAGCUGUGGAGUUUUGAAGGGUUAGGUAUCUGUGAGGAAGAUAAGGUUCAUGAGGUGUUUUUAGAUGGCAUAUCUUUACAGGUAGUAGAUAUGCAGUGA
Molecule: messenger RNA, 1264 nt
Organism: Paramuricea clavata
Lineage: Eukaryota; Metazoa; Cnidaria; Anthozoa; Malacalcyonacea; Plexauridae
Source: the annotation of a GenBank genome assembly